Nylanderia fulva is the source of this 605-nucleotide messenger RNA. It is a transcript of the gene Ms, whose product is annotated as neuropeptide receptor myosuppressin. NCBI's taxonomy places the organism in Eukaryota, Metazoa, Arthropoda, Insecta, Hymenoptera, Formicidae. The record is from RefSeq and is a predicted model, not a curated record.
GCCACUGUAGCACGGUACCUCUAGCCCGGGGCCUUCGUCCUCUUCGUCCUCCGAGGAUCCUCGCGCCACCCCGUUUCGCGCGAAAACAAAUCUUUCGAAUCAAAUCGGGUCAAAAAUUCGCUCGAUCUCGGGAUCGGCUUCCUUUUUCUCUCCAAGGAAAGGACAGGCUCCCUCUUUCUUUCGCGGGUGCGAAGAUCCAGGGGUGAACGCGCGCGACAAAGCUGCAAAUCCCAAAGUCCUCUCGACGAUCGCGACGCUGUCGUUGCGCUUUUGCCAGCCCGAAAAUGAUGAGCUCGACGUUGAUGAUUCUCGUGUCGGUGACGGCGAUAGCGGCCUUUUCCGGCGAAGCUAUGUGGCCCGUUCAGUGCAAUUCCGGAUUCCUCGAGGAACUUCCGCCCAGACUACGUAAAAUCUGCUUCGCCUUCGCCAGAAUGUUGGACACCAGGGUGAUGAACAGUUUCGUCGACGACAGAGAAUAUCGAGAAAACUUGCCUCGUUAUGACAGCAGUGUCAAGAGGCAAGACGUCGAUCACGUUUUCUUGCGCUUCGGUUAAAAACAACGGCCUGCUCUGUAUUCGCACUAGAGAUAAACGAUCUCAAAAGUU